Coffea arabica (coffee) is the source of this 1239-nucleotide messenger RNA. The record is from RefSeq and is a predicted model, not a curated record. NCBI's taxonomy places the organism in Eukaryota, Viridiplantae, Streptophyta, Magnoliopsida, Gentianales, Rubiaceae.
AUGUUGAUUGGUGUGGCAUGUGCAUUGCAAUAUCUGCACUACGGUUUUUGGACACCAGUUCGUUGUGAUGUGAAGCCCAGUACUGUGCUCCUAGAUCAAGAUAUGGUUGCCCAGGUGAGCGAUUUUGGUGUUGCAGAGUUGCUGGGGCACGAGGACAGCAUUACGUACACCAGCACAUUAGCCACACUUGGCUAUCUUGCUCCAGCUAAAGCUUCUGCUUGGUUGGAAAAGACAAGGAAAGUAGAGAAGGAAAAAGAGCUCUUGGAUGUGUUUUGGAAAGUGGAGAUCAACAUUCCCCUGUUGGAUGCAAUCAAGCAAAUACCGAAGUAUGCUAAAUUUUUGAAGGACUUGUGCACCCACAAGAGGAAGCUAAGGGGAGAUGAACGAGUGGCGGUGGGAGAAAACGUGUCAACCAUGCUCCAAAGGAAACUCCCACCAAAAUGUGGAGACCCAGGUAUGUUCACCAUUCCCUGCAAGAUAGAAGGUGCUUCGAUUAGGAAGGCAAUGUUGGAUUUAGGGGCGUCAAUCAAUGUAAUGCCUAAAACAAUUUAUACGUCCCUUAAUCUUGGUCCAUUAAAAGGCACAGACAUUAUAAUCCAACUUGCAGAUCGUACCAAUGCUUACCCAGAAGGGUUAGUUGAAGAUGUUUUGGUGCAGGUCAAUGAGUUAGUUUUUCCUGCAGAUUUCUAUGUCCUAGACAUGGGGGAUGAAAGAGCACUAAAUCCGUCUCCUAUUUUGUUAGGUAGGCCAUUUGUAAGCACUGUUAGGACGAAAAUAGAUGUAAAUGAGGGUACUUUGUCGAUGGAGUUUGAUGGGAAAAUUGUGAAUUUUAAUAUUUUUGAUGCGAUAAAGUACCCAGAUAAGACUAACUCUGUUUAUGCUGUAAGUGUUGUUGAGCCCCUUGUACAGGAAAUAUUUGAAUUGGAUGGGGUUGAUGCACUGGCAGUGGCAUUAGCCAAACAUCUUGAGUUGGGAGCAACUCCUGAUGUAGAAUUGAGUGAUGAGUUAUACCGGGCUGUUGGAGCACUGCAUUCGCUCCCACCAAUUUCCCCAAGGUAUGAGCUUACUUCUCUUUUCAUACCAGAAACUCAAGCAAAAUUGUUGCCUUCUAUUGUGCAGGCGCCUGAGUUGGAGCUCAAGCCUCUCCCAAAGCAUUUGAAGUAUGCUUUUCUCGGAACAAUGAGACACUGCCAGUCAUCAUAUCUGCACACCUGUCACAAAGGCAAGAAGAUAGCCUAG